Molecule: messenger RNA, 12325 nt
Organism: Choloepus didactylus (southern two-toed sloth)
Lineage: Eukaryota; Metazoa; Chordata; Mammalia; Pilosa; Megalonychidae
Gene: FBXW11
Product: F-box and WD repeat domain containing 11
Exons: 14
Coding region: 8165-9760 (531 amino acids)
Molecular function (GO): protein dimerization activity
Source: RefSeq, a predicted model, not a curated record
GGGAGGGCGGAGCUGCCGGCGGCCCGGGCGGGCUGGCAGCUAGAGUGGGUGCGAUAGCCGCCUCCGCCUCUGCCGCCUCCGCCGUCGCCUCCUCCGCCGGAGCCGUUCGCUGCUGCGCGAGGAGAGCGAGGCGGGGCUGCCGGGGCCGCCAUGGAGCCCGACUCGGUGAUUGAGGACAAGACCAUCGAGCUCAUGGUGAGUGCGGCCCGCUGGACCGUCCGUUUUUCCGUCCGUCCGUCCCCGGGACGGGCCUGCCCAUCUCAACGUCCGGCGCGAGGCCGGCCCUGGUCCUUUUCCGCUGCUUGGGCCCCGACUUGGGCUGCCCAGCUUUUCCUGGCAUCGGGCCCUGCGCGGCUCCUCGGAAUCCCUUGAGAUCUUCGGCCGGCCCUGGCCGGCCGCCCUCGAUGCCGCUUAGUUCUCCCCCUCCCCUUGUCCCAUCUCCGGGCCCAUCUGCGGGAAGACCCUCGCUCGCGUUUGCUCUGGCCUUAGCUCGCAUUCGCCCUAGCAUCUCGUUCUCCUUCUCUUGGAAGGGGGAUUCCCCCCCCCCCCCCCAUUUCUCCGGCCCAGGCCCGCACUGUGCUUGAAAGCCCCACUCAGGCCGAGUGAGUGGUGGUGGGAGGGGGUACGGAGGAGACGGGUCCGGGCCGCCUCGUCUCUGCGUCCUGGGAGGGUUCUCAACAUCUCCCCAGUCUGGGGCCGUGUGGAUGCCGGAAUAGGCCUUACGGGGCUGGGGGGUGGGGAGCUGUCGGGUUUGAGGCUGUGUCGGAUAGGCGGCCUCUUUCCCGGGCUCCUGUGGUGUCCGGCUUCUUGGACAAAGGGUUUCCUACCCUGCCGAGAGAGAUGUAUGCAUGGCAAGGCCCCAGGUACUCAGGAUUCCAUUCUCCAGGAAAGGAAAACCGUAACUUUACGUUUUCCGGAGCUGCUUUGUGAUUUGGGAGGAGGGGUCCGUCCUUAUUCCUGCCGCCAGUUCCCCCCCCCAAAAAAAAAAUUAAUUAAAUAAAAAAAAAAAAAAGGGAGAGUCCUUGGCCGCUGGGGAAGUGCUCACUCUUCUAUUAUAAACCAUUUGUAUCCAGGUCAGACUUCCUGGCCCAUGGACACCUCCAACCCCUUUCUGUCUUAGAAGGGGCUUUUAGGAACGGGACCUUGAGAGAGUGGUUAGUAGAAGUGAGGAAUUUGCUUAUUGGUCGAUGACUUGAUGGAAGAAAUAAAACAUGGCAGGUAUUACCUGCUAAUCUGAACAUUAGGGAAAUCAAACUGGGCUUUUGGAGAGUUGGGGGCAGGAAGUCUUUGCUUCAGCAAAUGGACAUGCCCAGGGUUUCUUCCUCUGGAAACCUUGACAGUUUCUUUGUAUCUCUUCUAACACGGUAACAACUAUUGCAGGGUUGGGAGGAAAGGUGAAAGAAUCUACUUAACCCAGCAGAAUAUUUUCCUAGCCAGAUUUUCUCCAGUGUGAAAAUGUUUAUUGAGUCAGUGAUUCCACUGGGUAGGGUCGGUGACAUCAGAGCCACUUCCCCCAUUUAAUGCUAUAAAUAAUAAAUGGUGACACUGAAAGUCUGUUGGGUAGCUGCAUGGUUUCUGUGGAUGAUGGUAUCUGGGGAAUUGAGAUGCACGUUUUAAAAAUGGAAGUACAAUAGCAUAAAUACAGAGGCAGCUUAAUAUUUGCUGUUCUUUGCAUAAUUUACAGAACUGGACUUCCCCAGCAUUCUUGAAACUAGAAAAAAGAUUAACCCUGGUAGUUUCUGAUAUUUGUAUGUGUAGUUGAUUGUUUUCAAAGGAAUACUGUCACUUGUGAGUUUUUAUUUUAUUUUCAUUUGUAGAGUAAUUUUUCCUUUUCAGGAUAAUUUAUCUGACUAUUGUAGUCAAGUCCUUGCUAUUUUGCAGCCUUUGUAGUGGAUUAUUUUGGUUAAUUUGGUAAAAUAUCUUAAAUGGGAUUACAUAUAUGGUAUAUUUUCUUAAGGAUGUACUUACAUAAUGUACAUACUUACAACAGGAGGAAUACAUUAUGUUGAAAAAUUGUAUCAUUGGUACUUCUUUGAAAUUGUCUAUUUUGAGCUUCCAUUUUCAUUUAUUAAAAAAUAACAAAUUUCUUUAUUUUUAAAAGAAUGGAAGAAAUAUGGUAAAAUGCAAUUCGAUGUCUUUGAGUGUGUGGAAAAAAAAUUCAGGCCUAAAUUUUCUGGCUUCCUAUGCUCAUAAUUUAAAAAGUUUUAAUAUUACAUGAUAGUACUUGUUUCUGAUCUGAAAACACAUUUCAGCCUUUCAAGGACAUUAUAAACUGGAAUUCUUUGAAAAUUAAACAAAUAGCUUAGUGGUUAUGAUCAGUUCUAAAAUGUCUUCUGUCAGUUUAGAUCCUUAAACAACCCUUCCCAUGAAGAGAUAAUGUAGAUAACACAAGAUGUUUAACUGCUGAUUAAGUAUAGGAUCUAAUGCAGGAAUGAUAAUGCCUUAAAAACUAAUUGCAUGUGGUUUUCUGUAUUCACUGCAUUUUAAUUACAGUUACCAAAACUAGGUUAAAAAAAAUUUUUUUUUACAUUGGAUUCAAAAUAACAUGAUUGAAGGAGAGGAAGAGGUUAAACUGAUGGUAUUUUGAGAACCUAAAGCAUGAAGUGUUUUAGAUUUUAUGAGUCAUCUUCAAUGCUCAAAUAUUUGUGAUUGUGCUGCUUGUACCAGUUCAGUACUUAAUAGUUAACAAGGUAACUUCUAUUUGAUAUUCAGGAGCAUGCUGUAUUAAAAGAAGCAAACAGACUUUUUGGGUAUCUCCAGCUCUUAAUCUUCAUCCCUCUACUUCCUUUGAUUUUGGUUCCCAUUUUUUCUUGCACUUUUGUUAAGUACUAAGAAAUAAAGCUGGUGAUGGCAGAAUAAUUAAAUCUCCAAAACGUAACUCCUCUUGUGACUACUACUCCUACUUAAGGCCUGGGCCCACAGAGGGUGCUUCUCCAUUUGACCUGCAUAGGGUUGAAACUUUAACAAAGGCUAUUAUCUCUUGAUUGAGAUGACUGAAUAUGCCCAUUGCUGAUGAUGAAUAAUUUAACUACUAAAUGACCUUCAUGACCUACCUAGUUAGUGAGCCUGGUUUUCAUACUUACAGUUUUUGAUAAAAGCAGCCUUAUUAUUAAUGAGGUAGAAAAGUAGUAAUCCAUUUUAGAAAUAUACAAAGUUUACCAGACCACAUCUAAUACAGUAGACUCACUGGAAAGAGUGAAAACUCUAUAUUUCAUACCAUACAGUAUUUAUUAAUUUUCAAGUUAAGCAUAUCAGUUGAUGUUCAGGCACUCAUCACUGGAAAGCACUCAUGAGAGCUGUUGAUUGGAAGAGAAAGACGGUUAGUCCCCCCACUAGAAGAUAGCCGGGUGGUGAUGUUAAAAUCUUAGAAAAGAUAAUCCUGCUCCUCUCUGGGCAUGAGGGAGCAAAUUAAUGGGCUGUUUUAUCCUGUUGUUAGCUGUUGAAUGAGUCCCCUCUUUACUAAGUGACAUUGAGCAAGUCAUUUUCCUCCUGUCUUAUCUCUAAGCAGCAAUAUUACUUGUUGAAAGAAGUAAUAUAGGUAAAAUACAUAUGGCCUUAUUAAGAAGAUGUGAUAAAAUGUUAUUUUUAGAGCCAUUGGAGUACAGGCAGGCAACAAGGCCAAAAAACUAAGUGAAGUUAUUGGAAAAUUUUCUCUUCUUUUUCUUUUUGGAUCUUUCUUCCCCCUUCCUUUAAUUGAAUUUUUUUUUUUUUAAUGUAGGGUAAGUGACAUUGUUAAAUGACUCCAUCAAGAAAUUGGUUCUUACUUUGUCACCAUUACUUGUCCUCAUCUGCCUCUAAUGAUGUGCUAAUUUACCAAGUGUAGAUUAAAUAGAAGCCAAUCUAAGUAGAGUCCAAGUGAAAUGUGAUAGCAGAUACCAUCUUGUUUUUAUAACUAUAGCACUUCCUACAUGAUAAUCAUUUUUAAAUGAAAUCAAUGAAUUUUAGCUCUUUGUAUUUAUCUUAUGGCACUUAACACAUUCCAGGCUUGUAUUAUAGUUACCUGUUUGUCUCCUCUAUUAAAAGAUAGACUCAAGGGAAGGAAUGGUUACUCAUCUUCUCAUGGCAUGCAGCUCCUUCACACAGUGUCUUUUUGUAUGUAGUAAGGUGGUCAGUAAGUGUUGAGUUGAAUUUUCCUGUUGAUUGUUUUUACACAUUUUUCUGUCUGUAUCUUAACCAUCUCCUUUUCUGGAAAUUCUUACCCACUCUCUUAACUCUCACAAUACUCUGUUCCUAGUUCUUGUGGGACUUACCAUAACUUUCUGCUUGUUAUUAAAACGUGUCUAACCUUCCUUUCCAGAGGCUGUAUCUGAUUGCUCUUUGAAUCCUUCACAAUGCCUUGCAUGUGGGUGCCCAAUAGAUUUAUUGAUUAAAUUAAUGUUCGGUGUUUUUUUCUUGCUGUGAACCUUUUUAAAGAUUUCCCUUCAUUUAACCUUAAGGCAAAGGUGAAGAGGAAUAGAGGAGGACUGGUAAGGGGGAAGAGGAGGCUUGGUGUGUGGCACAUACCCAUAGACAUUUUAACCAUUAUUUGCAGACCUUUAUGUAUGUUCAGAUUAAUUGGCAUGCAUCCCAGAGUGCAAAGUAUUGAGGAGACUACAUUCCUUUCCUAUCUGCUGGUGUGCAUUUUCCAAGCAGUUGAUAGGUUCUAAGAAUUCUAUUACCUUAGAAAAGUGUGACUUAGAGAGGGCCUGGGCUUUUGUUUAGAGUUGAAACACCUAAGUUUGUAUCCCGUCUCUUAUCACUGGCUAGCUGUUUGAUGUUAAGAAAAUUAGCCUUUCCUGAGGUAUGGUUUCAUUUUCUGUGAAAUAAGACAAUUUAGGGAUUGUUCUGGGUUGUUGGGAGAAUUAUGAGAGACAUAUGGGAAAGGACCUUGCAGAAGCUUGUCUUUCAGCAAGUGCUUGCCAUUCUAACUUUCCCAAGUAUAGGGACGUGUUUUGUAAAGCAAAAACAAGACAGAUGGUGUGAAAAAGGUUUAAUUUUUUCCCCUGAGUUGUGGAUGUAUUUAUUUGUGAAGCUUUACAGGGGACUAAAUUCAGUAGCUUUCAGCCAUAUAUUUAAUGAGCCGUUUUUGGAGGAAAUGAUGAAAUCUUACAGAAUCAGUACUGUAUUGGAAAAUCCAGGACUUGCUGGUAGAAUUACUAAUAAUUACCAAUUUAUUUUAAUUAUACUUGUACUUUAACUGCAGACGGAACCCACCCAGCCCUGUUUUAAGUAUCCUCGUAGAAGGACUGGUCAUUAGUUGAUGUUAACAUUGAGCAUUGUGAUUUGUGUUUGAUUGGUUUAGGUUAGACUGAGAAAUGAUGGUUUUUGAAUUUUUAUUCUUGUUUUAACACAGCUGAUGAUUUUGAGCUUUACCAGAAUAAGCAGUGAGUAUUGAUACAAGAUUUCCUCCUGAGUUGUUUUGUUGUUCAUUGAAUUAGUUGACAAAGGGGGACCAAACCUGUUGGUCAAGAAUGUGCAUGUUACCUUCUGCUAAGUUUCUGCUGAUCACAAUUGCUUACCAGGAAGUUUGUCUUUGUAGGCAAAUGAGGCAGACCAGGAAGACCUGACAAUCCAGUAGGGUAUCUCUAAGCUGUAAUGUAUUAUUGUUUUAACAAAACUGAAAGAUUGCAGAGUUCUGUGAUGUCAGCAGGAAGCAUUUUUAGGAAAUUCCCUCUCAGGGUUACUCAACAAUGAAGACCUUAACAGAAUGGAAAACUGGAAAGUAGAAACAGUGGGGCAUGAACAUGAAAAAUGGAAAGAAAAAAAAUCUUUGCUUGUGAGAUGUGCAAAUAUAAGUGUAAUGAAUGCAGGGAGCUGUUCCCUAAUAGAAAGCCUCUGAUCCACAACAGAAAAAGAAAAAUCAAGUGAAGGUUCUUCUCUUAAAAAAAAGGAACCUGAGUAUUUAUUUAUUUAUUUAUCUAUUUAUUUAUUUGUAAAUUGAGAGCAUUUAGCUAGUCUUGGAACUGAUAAUAAAAUUUAUUUUGGUUCUGUGAAAUGACACUCCUGGUUGGGCAUCUCUUAAUCUUUGUAUCUCUAGUUUAAGGCCUGCCACCUAUUAGCUAUUCCAUAAAUGUUUAUUUGUAGGGAAGGGGGAAAGUUAGAUCCACUAGUACAGGGAAAGGGCCUGAGCAUUCAAGAGGUCCAGAAGUGGGUCCAUUAGUUUAAGUUGUGUUUUGCUAUAACUUGGUCUGCAUUUUGGUUAUAAGAGUAAGUUAUACUUUGAAAAGCAGAGUAUUGUUUUAGCAGUUAGCUGCUAGCCACAGCUCCCUAGCUAACUUUUAUCAAAUUUGGAUUUCCAAUUUAUUCUUAGUCUCCAGAAUAAUAUCGCUUAAUGGGAAAAUCUUGAGCCCUUGUUAUUUGCUUGGGAUUUUACUUAUGUGAUCUCUCUUAAGUUGUGGGUGUUAAAAUACUUCCAUCCAGUUGUUAUGAUAAGGCUAAUCAUAGGCUGGUAUUUUAGUCACUUCAGUUGCUUUACCUACAAUGUGAAAAAUCAGCAUCCUUAGUCAUCGCCUGUGUAUUGUUAACGAAUCUUGAAAUUUAAAAAUUACUUGGUUGGUUUCAGUUGUAUCUGAGAUUAUCAUGGACACAAUCUUUGUUGCUAAACACAAAGACUGCUUGAGUAUCAUUGUUGUGUGUUUUGUUUCAACGUUAAUAUUGUGGGUCUUAGAAUUACAUGACUCUUUGUCAAUGAAAUACUUUUUUUAAGGGGCCAGAUCUACAGAGUUAGCUCUUUAAGAAUGACUCAACUGUUCAGUUGUGUUUUAGUUCGGCUAGGCUGAAAUGGGUCUUCAUCUGUAUUUUUGUAGCUCUCCAUUCUGAUGUUAAUUAACUUAGGAGCUUUUAGUGUGAGGCUUAGUUCUCCUGCCCCAGGAAUCAUGCUAUUUCUGACCUGACUUUUGGAUUUGGGAGAUAGUAGUGAUCUUUGAAAAGGGCAUGGGCUCCUCUAUCACUUAGUAGAUGUGGGACUUUGGGCAAGCUUUUUUUUUUCCCUUUCAUUUCUCUUUUGAGAAUUAAUAGGGGAAGUGAAUGUAAAAGAUCUGGUUCAUUAGUACAUUAGUAGCUCUUCAAUAAAGGUAGGUAUUAUUAUAAUUACUGCAGGGGCACUUUGGCAGUAGUGUGUAAAUUGAGGAAGUAGCAAAUUAAUAUGUAAAUAAGUUCACAGUCUUGAUUGAAAAAAAUUUUUUAAUCUUUGCUGUCUCGUCUGUUGAAUGCUUUUUUUCUCUUCCUUAUCGCUUAAAAUUUGCAAAUUAUAAAAGUUGGUAUGGUAGAAAAUGUUGAUACAGUGUGGACUGGGCUUAUGUAUUUAAAGGUGUUAGCUAGUAAAUUGUUUUUUAGUGUUGUUAUUUUCCCUAGAUUACCCAGUGACUGGUUAUUGUGGGGGAUUAGUCUUUACCAAAUCUGAAGUUCACUCUUAAUUUCUAUCACGUGUUUCAAAAUGUCUGAUGUUUCAGCUCAGAGAAGAGGAUUUGGGUAAUGUAUAGAUUUGAAGUUUUAUAUGUAGCAAACCAAAAGAUUUCUUGUUAGGUACUUAAAUAAGUAUCUCUUUUGGUAGACUUUUGAGUCCUCCCAUAUUAAUUUUGGGUGACACACUAUUUUUGGAAUGGUGGAUGAACUGUCUUAGAAAAUGGAAAAGGAAGUUCACUGUAGCUGAAUAGCCUGGGACAAUUUAUUUGGAUGGUAGGGUAAGUUUUUAGCUGCUCUCCUUUGUAAAUUGCAUGUUAUUUAUCAUGAAUAAAUAUUAUAUAAGGGAUGUUUCAUUCUUUGCUAUGUAGAUUUUCCUAGUCUUCUCUCAACAUAGAGGUGAGGAAUAUAGACACAGACCUUUUAUGCCAAAUGUUUGACUUAGGGGUUGUAACUUCUUUUCUGUGCCUCAGAUCCACCACUCCUCAGACCCUUCUUUCCAUUUCUUGGUGGCUGUCCUUUGCCGCUGGUGCCAUGGUGGGUGUAUGGAUUGCUUUCUGUCUUUCAACAGUUGCCGAAGUGCAUGUUUGGGAUUUUGUUGAAGAAAGCUGGCUACAGUAAACGGAAAGAAUCUUGGAAGAUGCUUGACUGCUGUCUUUUCUCAGACUAGUCUGAAAGGGAAUACACCCAUUCAUUCUGGAUUGGUGGAUCUGAAGUACAAAAUAUUUUCCAGUGUUCUGUGCCAAGGUCUUUGUGGCUAGGCUGCGCCAACCUGGUAGAGAGCAUGUGCGCACUGAGUUGCCUGCAGAGCAUGCCCAGUGUCAGAUGUCUCCAGAACACUUCAGUUAUGGAGGAUCAAAAUGAAGAUGAGUCCCCAAAGAAAAAUACUCUUUGGCAGAUAAGUAAUGGAACAUCAUCUGUGAUCGUCUCCAGAAAGAGGCCAUCAGAAGGAAACUAUCAAAAAGAAAAAGACUUGUGUAUUAAAUAUUUUGACCAGUGGUCUGAAUCAGAUCAAGUGGAAUUUGUGGAACAUCUUAUUUCACGAAUGUGUCACUAUCAGCAUGGACAUAUUAACUCUUACCUGAAGCCCAUGUUGCAGCGGGACUUUAUUACCGCUUUACCAGAGCAAGGCUUAGAUCACAUAGCAGAAAACAUUCUUUCCUACCUGGAUGCCAGGUCUCUGUGUGCAGCAGAGCUGGUUUGUAAAGAAUGGCAACGAGUGAUCUCAGAAGGAAUGCUUUGGAAGAAGCUGAUUGAACGAAUGGUACGCACAGAUCCUCUAUGGAAGGGACUUUCAGAAAGAAGAGGGUGGGAUCAGUACCUGUUUAAAAACAGACCCACAGAUGGCCCUCCCAAUUCAUUUUAUAGGUCAUUAUACCCAAAGAUUAUCCAGGAUAUAGAGACUAUAGAAUCUAACUGGCGGUGUGGACGACACAACUUACAGAGGAUUCAGUGCCGCUCUGAAAAUAGUAAAGGUGUCUACUGUUUACAGUAUGAUGAUGAAAAAAUUAUCAGUGGCCUACGAGAUAAUUCUAUUAAGAUUUGGGAUAAAACCAGCUUGGAAUGUUUGAAAGUGUUAACGGGACACACAGGCUCUGUCCUUUGUCUCCAGUAUGACGAACGUGUCAUUGUAACCGGCUCUUCAGACUCUACAGUGAGAGUCUGGGAUGUGAACACAGGCGAAGUUCUGAAUACACUGAUCCACCACAAUGAGGCUGUAUUGCACUUACGCUUCAGCAAUGGACUCAUGGUGACCUGUUCCAAGGACCGCUCCAUCGCCGUGUGGGACAUGGCUUCUGCCACCGAUAUCACUUUACGCCGUGUCCUGGUUGGCCACCGUGCUGCUGUCAAUGUGGUAGACUUUGACGAUAAGUACAUCGUGUCUGCCUCUGGUGACAGAACCAUCAAAGUGUGGAGCACGAGUACCUGUGAAUUUGUUCGUACUCUGAAUGGGCACAAGCGAGGCAUUGCCUGUCUGCAGUACAGGGAUCGGCUCGUUGUUAGUGGAUCAUCAGAUAAUACCAUUAGGCUAUGGGAUAUCGAAUGUGGUGCCUGUUUAAGAGUCUUAGAGGGACAUGAAGAAUUGGUCCGCUGCAUCCGGUUUGAUAACAAGAGGAUUGUCAGUGGGGCCUAUGAUGGGAAGAUUAAAGUUUGGGACUUGCAAGCCGCUCUUGACCCCCGCGCACCAGCAAGCACUUUGUGUUUGCGCACAUUGGUGGAGCAUUCUGGUCGUGUGUUUCGGCUUCAGUUUGAUGAGUUUCAAAUCAUCAGCAGCUCCCAUGAUGACACUAUUUUGAUUUGGGAUUUCUUAAAUGUGCCUCCCAGUGCCCAGAAUGAGACGCGCUCUCCCUCCAGAACAUACACUUACAUCUCCAGAUAACAGUCUGCACUUUUACCCACUUCAGGGUUUCCUAGUCUUGAACUACUGGCUACAUGGCUACCAAAUGCCUAAGGGAGUUCAUUCACAGCUGAGUUAAGAAGCUGGAAUUGGUUCUAGAUGCUGGGUAGAUGCAAAGCAGCCUAACUCUUCAGCACCGACAUUUCUCACCUCUGAUUCCCGGCCUCUACUUUGAGAAGGAUACCUUAGCUUCACUGACUUCAAGUAGAACAGAAGCCCACUUUCCUCCCCCAUCAGUGAAAAAAAAUCUAAUGCUUCAAAUGUAAAUUGUUCAUAUAAAAGGAACGUACAGUCUUGUUUUACGGAAGUAAAUCAACUGUCAAGAGAAGACUUGGCCUCUAAUUUAUAUUGCUUUGCACUUUGGUCUGAUAUUAAGGAACAGCAUUCUUCUUCAGUGAAAUUUUGGGUGCCAAUCACCUACCCAGAAUGUCCAGGGCUUUCCUUUUCAGCAAUCGGCGUUCUCCUUUUGACCGUCCAAGUCAUUAUGAAUUCUGACUUGUGUUAGGAGCAUGUUGGACAACAGAAAAAUCUCUCUGGAUUGUUUUAGAAAUAUUUUUUGGAGUAUACUUCCUUUCUGUACCAAUUUCUUUUAAUUUAAAGAACGAUAAAUCAGGUUAUAUUAUCUCCCAUCAGGUAAUAUAGCUCUUUUAUUAACUGUUCUCUGUACCCCAACCAUCUCCUGAUACUUGGUAGAAUAACACCUUUACAUGUGUGCUUGCCGCCUAAUUUAAGAUACUGUAUCCACAUGUAGAUAAAAUGUACAUAACAGUUCAACCUCCAGGUUGCCAGGUCAGGCCUGUGCCUGAGACACUAAUAGGGAGUGUGUUCGUACUUGGCCUUGGGCUGGGCUCAGUGACCUGAUGCCGGGGCUGAUAUGGAUCACCUAGGACCCUUCCUGCAGUAUUCAUAUGGUGUUUUUAUUUUGUUGUUGUCAUGUGUGUGUGUGUGUGUGUGUACACGUGUUUUUAACGAGAAUCUUAUUUUUAAAUGCAAUUUCUGAAAUUUAACACAAAAUGUUUUAUUUGUUGUGCAGUAUAUAAAUAGAGAGGUACCUUAAAACUUUUUGUUGUUCUCUUCCUCAGAAGUACUCCCGAGUACCAGUGGUCACUUCCCAUAGUAUUCAUUUGGCCUUACUGUCAAAAAUUGUAUUCCACGCAUUAGUAACCCUGGGAGGGGAAGAACAGGCCCUGUUGACUGGGUUUUCCUACCCCUAGAACCCACAGGCUGAGGCUCCAUAGAUAAGCAGAGCCUCCCUGAGUGUCCACGCCUGUCUUCUAGGUCAGUCUGUUGAGAGGCUGACAUGAGGGGCAGGGUACUUCAAAGUGCGACAAAGCCUCAGGCUUGCGGGUCCCAGCCAGCUCAUCGCUGGUGUCCCCUGCUGCUGUGGCUGAUGGGUGCUCAGAGCUCCCGAGUGCACCACAGCUCCAGGGUGCGAACAGCCCGGCAUCCUGAAUGGGCACUGUGAGGACACUGACAUCCAGUCUGCACUCCUUUCUCCUUGUUUGAUACUAGGUUUUGAUUUGUUCCUUGCCAUUGUUUCCAAAGAUCAAGGAAUAUCAAUAACAUGUUAAAGGACCAAUGAACAACCUCCUACUUAUGAACCUCUACCCGGGGAAACACGCUUGCAGUCCUACAGGGAAGGUCACUGGGCUCAGUUUUGUCCUUUGCGUUGAGAACGGUGUGGGGAUCAAUGUGUGUGUAUGUGAUUUGUUUAUUGAGGUUAGUUUUGCUUUUUAGGUUUUUUUUUCCUUUUUUUUUUUAAUACAUCCUUUCCUCCUUUAUGUCACUCAAUUCAUUUCUGUUGUUGAGAGGUUGAAUCUCAAAGUGUAAAAAUUAAACCUCCAUUGUAAAGUGGAUGUUGUAUGCUUGACCAUGGUUGAGAAAGUGAUUUUUAACUUUUGCCACUCUUCAUCUUACAGCUUUAAUAGCAAACUGGUUAGGAAAGCCCAGGCAGGGGAAGGGGGGAGUGGGGAGGGGCGGAGGCAGUUCUGAAAGAAUGGAUUUCUUUUUGUUGUUUUUGCAUGUUUAAUAUAGAAGUUCCUUUUUUUUCCUUGGGAGAUCAUGGCCUUUGAAUAUGCACACAACCUUUGAAUUGUGCCUAGUAAAUUAUAGCAGGGGACUUUGGCACCCAAGGAAAUCUGACUUUCUGGGAUUAUAGUAGUAAUUCCCAGCCGUACUCUGGACUUUAUUUUGCUACCAUAAUUGAGCAACUGUAAAUUACUGCUAUAUUAACGUUUUAAAGCACUGGGAUAGUCUAAUUCUAACUUGUAAUUAAUUAUGUUUGCCAAUUAUCUGUUUGAAAUAAAUUUGUGUCUGAACAGCUAUUGAAACUGUUAAAUUGUACAGAUAUUAUUCAUAACAGCUUUGUACCGUGGAAUGUGCUUAAUAAAAAACAAAAAGUUUGACCUUUGUCCAAUAAAUUGCUAAGUAAUGUCAAUAAAUCAAGUAUGAGUAUUAUGCAGUACACCUAAUCUGGCUUUAUGCAAUUGUUACUUCAGCUACUAAUUCAAAACCAAUACUCUUAAUAAAAGUGUUGCAAUACUCUGA